CAACAUCUAGUCAUAGCAGUUGCAUCAACAUCAUCUGCUAUUCCAAUAAUAUUAUUAAAUACUAGUCAGGAUGACAAAAAUCAAAGCUGUAUCAGUAUAGAAUCAGAUAGUAAAUAUAAUCAAAUAUUAGAUAAUGAGAAGUAUAACGAUGAAUAUAAUGAGGA
Scutellospora calospora is the source of this 164-nucleotide messenger RNA. NCBI's taxonomy places the organism in Eukaryota, Fungi, Glomeromycota, Glomeromycetes, Diversisporales, Gigasporaceae. The record is from the annotation of a GenBank genome assembly.